Messenger RNA from Chrysochloris asiatica (Cape golden mole), 4689 nucleotides. RefSeq names its product zinc finger protein GLI2-like. Gene Ontology annotation, molecular function: DNA-binding transcription factor activity, RNA polymerase II-specific; RNA polymerase II cis-regulatory region sequence-specific DNA binding. Gene Ontology annotation, biological process: regulation of transcription by RNA polymerase II; smoothened signaling pathway. Gene Ontology annotation, cellular component: nucleus. The record is from RefSeq and is a predicted model, not a curated record. Lineage: Eukaryota; Metazoa; Chordata; Mammalia; Afrosoricida; Chrysochloridae.
AUGGAGACGUCCGCCUCAGCCUCUGCCGUGGAGAAGAAAGGCGGAAAAGGUGGAAGCCUGGAGAACAGCAGCAUUCCCGACCUGAGUAGGAAGGCCUCUUCUCUAGCUGCAGCCGCCACUGCCCAAGGAGUGCCACAGCACCUCCUGCCUGCGUACCAUGCUCCCUUACCGAUGGACAUUCGACAUCAGGAGGGACGGUAUCACUAUGAGCCGCAGUCUGUCCACAGCGUGCACGGGCCUCCUACCCUGAGUGGCAGCCCUGUCAUCUCUGACAUCUCCUUGAUCCGGCUUUCCCCUCACCCCGCCGGCCCUGGGGAGUCCCCCUUCAGUGCCCCCCACCCGUACGUGAACCCCCACAUGGAGCACUACCUCCGUUCUGUGCACAGCAGUCCCACACUCUCCAUGAUCUCUGCAGCCCGGGGUCUUAGCCCCGCAGAUGUGACACACGAGCACAUUAAGGAAAGGGCACUGUUUGGCCUGCCCCCUCCGGGCACCAACCCCUCUGACUAUUACCACCAGAUGGCUCUCAUGGCGGGCCACCCCGCACCCUAUGGGGACCUGCUAAUGCAGAGCGGGGGAGCUACAGGUGCACCUCAUCUUCAUGACUACCUCACUCCAGUGGAUGUAUCUCGCUUCUCCAGUCCGCGGGUCACCCCCCGACUGAGCCGCAAGCGGGCUCUGUCCAUUUCACCGCUCUCCGACGCCAGCCUGGACCUGCAGCGCAUGAUUCGGACCUCCCCCAACUCGCUGGUGGCCUAUAUUAAUAACUCCCGUAGCAGCUCAGCAGCCAGCGGCUCCUAUGGACACCUGUCAGCAGGUGCCCUCAGCCCAGCCUUCACCUUCCCUCACCCCAUCAACCCCGUAGCCUACCAACAGAUCCUGAGUCAGCAGAGGGGCCUGGGCUCGGCCUUUGGACACACACCACCCUUGAUCCAGCCCUCGCCCACCUUCCUGGCCCAGCAGCCCAUGGCCCUUACCUCCAUCAAUGCCACACCCACCCAGCUCAGCGGCAGCAGCAACUGUCUGACUGAUACCAACCAGAACAAGCAGACAAGCGAGUCCGCUGUGAGCAGCACGGUCAACCCCAUCCCCAUCCACAAGAGAAGUAAGGUCAAGACAGAAGCCGAGAUCCUGAGGCCUGCCUCCCCACUGACACUGACGCUGACGCAGGACCAAGUGGCUGGACACAGCUCAAAAGGGUAUGUUCUCCUCACCCAGGAGCAGCUGACUGACCUCAAGGACGACCUGGACAGGGACGAUUGUAAGCAGGAGCCCGAGGUGGUCAUCUAUGAGACCAACUGCCACUGGGAAGAUUGUACCAGGGAGUAUGAUGCUCAGGAGCAGCUAGUACAUCACAUCAACAACGACCACAUUCAUGGGGAGAAGAAGGAGUUCGUGUGCCGCUGGCAGGCCUGCACGCGUGAACAGAAGCCCUUCAAGGCACAGUAUAUGCUGGUGGUGCACAUGCGCCGGCACACAGGCGAGAAGCCCCACAAAUGCACGUUUGAGGGCUGCUCCAAGGCCUACUCUCGCCUAGAGAACCUGAAGACACACCUGCGGUCCCACACUGGGGAGAAGCCGUACGUCUGUGAGCACGAGGGCUGCAACAAGGCCUUCUCCAAUGCCUCUGACCGCGCCAAGCACCAGAACCGCACUCACUCCAAUGAGAAACCCUACAUCUGCAAGAUCCCAGGCUGCACCAAGAGAUACACGGACCCCAGCUCACUCCGGAAGCAUGUGAAAACAGUGCAUGGCCCAGACGCUCAUGUCACCAAGAAGCAGCGAAAUGAUGUGCAUCUCCGCCCCUCACUGCUUAAGGAGAAUGGGGACAAUGAGGCCAGUGCCAAGCCCGGUGGCCGGGGCCCUGAGGAGAAUGCUGAAGCCACCAGUACCAGCCAGGUGGUGGAGGACUGCCUGCACAUCAAAUCCAUCAAGACUGAGAGUUCCAUGCUUUGUCAAUCCAGCCCAGGGGCCCAGUCAUCUUGCAGCAGUGAGACCUCGCCCCUGGGCAAUGCUUCCAACACUGACGGCGGCGUGGCGAUGCCAGGGACAGGGCCUGGGAGCCUGGGAGACCUAACAGCACUGGAGGACCUGCCUCCGGGGUCCACUGCCUCUGCCCUGGCUGCCCCCUCGGCUGGCGGCCUGCAGCUGCGAAAGCACAUGUCCACCAUGCACCGGCUGGAGCAGCUCAAGAAGGAGAAGCUCAAGUCGCUCAAGGAUUCCUGCUCAUGGGCCGGGCCAGCUCCACACACCCGGCCCACCAAGCUGCCUCCCCUCCCAGGAAGUGGCGCCAUUCUGGAAAACUUCAGCAGCAGCGGGUCUGCAGGGAUGUUGCCCAACACGCGGCUAUCAGAGCUGUCGGGGAGUGAGGUGACCAUGCUGAGCCAACUGCAGGAGCGCAGAGACAGCUCCACCAGCACCGUCAGCUCGGCCUACACCGUCAGCCGACGCUCCUCUGGCAUCUCCCCCUACUUCUCCAGCCGUCGCUCCAGUGAGGCUUCGCCCCUGGGCCCCGGGCGCACCAACAAUGCCAGCUCCACCGAUUACUACGACCCCAUCUCCACAGAUGCAUCGCGGCGCUCCAGUGAGGCCAGCCAGUGCAGUGGCGGAGGCUCGGGACCCUUGCACCUCACCCCAGCGCAGCAGUACAGUCUGCGGGCCAAGUACGCAGCGGCCACCGGUGGGCCGCCACCCACACCCCUGCCCUGCCUAGAACGCAUGAAUCUGAGGACCCGGCUGGCGCUGCUCGAUGCGCCCGUGCCUGAGCCGGCUCUGCCGCUGCCCUGCCUGCGUGCGCUGGGCCCACGGCGUGGCAGCGAUGGUCCGGCCACUGGCUACCCCGCACCAAUGCCCACGUUUGCGCAUGACAUGCUAGGCUAUGGUGCGCGGCGGGCCAGUGACCCUGUGCGGCGGCCAGACCCAGCACUCCCACGGGUGCAGCGCUUCCACAGCGCCAGCAACGUAGGCCCAGCCGCGCUGCCGCCCGGUGCAGAGCGCCCUGCCUUCGGCCUGCGUGCCUAUCCACGAGUUGAUGGCGGUCUGGGCGGUGGUGCCUAUUCACCACGCCCGCCCAGCAUCAGUGAGAAUGUGGUGAUGGAGGCCUUGGCGGCGGAAUCUGAUGGCGCAGUCCCGGAGGACGACCUCAUGCUGCCGGAUGAUGUGGUACAGUAUCUUCAGGCUCGUGCCAGCGGCGCCUUGGAGGAAAGUGGCCCGCAGGGGCAUCCUUCUGAGAGCACGAGCUUCUCCGAGAACCCCAAGCUGCCCAGCCCAGGGCUACACAACCAGUGUAGGAUGGUGACCACGGACUCCAACAUGAGCCCCUCCGCCCCUGUGCUGGGAGACUGCCAGAGGGGCUAUGGGGCCCCUUCUAUCCUGAACAAAAGCAAUAUGCCAGUGCAAUGGAACGAAGUGAGCUCAGGCACCAUGGACAUUCUGCCCAGCCAGGUAAAGCCUCCGCCCUGCCCACAGGGCAACUUGGUUGUGGAGCCACAGAAACAAGCCCUUGGCCAGUACCCAAGCUACAGUCAGCCGGGCCUGCAGACUAGCCCAGUGGGCCUGGACAGCACACAGCCACACCUGCAUCCCCACUCUGGACCCAGGGUAAACUACAUGCAGCAGCUUCGACAGCCAGCCACAGGUGGUCAAUGCCCCAGCAUGACCACCACAGCAAGUCCCCACUCCAGCUAUGGUCAAGCCCACUCCCAACCGAGCCCCAGCACCAUGGGAGGACCCCUGACCCAGUUCUCCCCAUCCUGUAGCAACCUGGCAGCCAAGCCAGGCCACAUAGGCCUCCCUCAGCAGAUGGACGUUGCUCCUGAUGCCACCAUGAUAGGCAGCAGCCACAGAGAACUUGGGGCCCCCAAUUCCACCCCGGCUGUGGUCCUUUCGUCUCUCCCAUCCCAGAGCUACUCACAGCAAAGCCAUCAUCUGGCGGCUUCCAUGAGCCAGGAGGGCUACCGCCAGGGUCCCAGCCUUCCACCUUCCCACCAGCCUGGCUUCAUGGAGUCCCAGCAGGGCAUGAUGGGGGCAACUGCAUCAAACGUUGGCCUAAUUCAACCCCGGCCGCCUCCUGAGCCUUGCCCUGCCAGCCGCCACCGUGGGGUACGUGCUGGGCAGCAACUGGCCUAUACCAGGACCACUGGCCAUGCCAUGACUGCAGGGACAACCAACCAGGAAACAGCAGAGGUCGUGCCCAAGGGAACGAUGGGUAUUAUGAUGCCUAUGCCCACACAGCUGCCCCCUCAGGACCCAGGUGGGGGCCAGGACCACAGCCUGCUCUUCUACUAUGGCCAGAUCCACAUGUAUGAGCAGAAUGCAGGUGUGGGGAACCACACAGACUGCCAGAUCACACAGACCCAAGCCUGCCCAGAAAGCAUGAAGCCCCAGCCCUUGCCUUCACCAGAGGUUAAUCAGGUGUCCAGCACUGUGGACUCCCAGCUCCUGGAGGCCCCCCAGAUUGAUUUUGAUGCCAUCAUGGAUGAUGGUGAUCACUCAAGCUUGCUCUCAGGUGCCCUGAGUCCCAGCCUGCUCCCCAGCCUCUCCCAGAACUCCUCCCGCCUCACCACCCCUCGGAACUCCCUGACUCUGCCCUCCCUCCCCACGGGCAUCAGCAACAUGGCUGUUGGGGACAUGAGUUCCAUGCUCAGCAGCCUGGCUGAGGAGAACAAGUUCCUGAAUAUGAUGACCUAA